AUGCGUGCAGGAACCCUUCUACGCCAGCUCUUCCGUGAAGGCGAUCUGGCCCUCUGCCGCCCUCUUCGAAGCCUCAACCUGCCGAUCCUCCUUCUGCCUUUGAUCAAAGAUAAGAUUGUACACACCCACAACGGGAGCUUGUCUCAUAACGAGAUCAUUGGACAGCCAAAACGCAUGUACUUGUCGUUUGCCAAGGGUAAGCUUUCAGAUGAUCCUGCUGCCAACAAAUUUGUGGUGACCGAACCUACUUUAGACGAGUACGUUGCCUUAGCUAGACGAAGAGCUCAACCUAUAUAUGCUAUGGACGCCGCUGUCGUGGCUCUGUUGGGGGACAUAGAUGUUACAGAGCCGAUUACCGGAGCCAAUGAAGGCUCUUUAAAACGAUACUUGGAGGCUGGCACGGGCAAUGGGUCGCUCACGUUGGCGAUAUGCCAGCUUCUACAUGGAGCGAAUGCGCUCGCCAGACACUUUGACGACACCUCACUUCGAGGGGCACUUUUACACUCAAUUGAUAGAAACAAGACUCAUCAGGAGAACGGGAUUGCAAAUGUGUCUGGUUACAAACGUGGAAGGUACUUGGGAGAUGUGGAGUUUGAAUUGGCAGAGCUGCCGCUGGAGUGGGUGCAAAAGUUUCCUGGGGAGCUCAUUCUACACGGAGUGUUUCUCGAUUUACCCGACCCACACCUCUACUUGGCUGAUCUAUCGAAGGUGUUGGCACUUGAAGGCACAAUUGUGGUAUUUUGUCCCUCGAUAACGCAGUUGCUCAAAUGCAAGCAGAAACUAGUGCCGGGUCCGAACGAAGAGAAGGUAGAUUUGUCAUUGAUUCGAGCUUUGGAGCUUCCUCCCGGAAAUGGAGGAGGAACGAGAGAAUGGGAUGUUUCGUCGGUCGUCACGAAAGCUACUGGUGAAAGAGUUGAUGUUUGUCGUCCCAAAGUUGGUGAGAGGGUAGUUGGUGGUGGAUUUGUGGGUGUUUUUAAGCGCAAAUCAGUCGAUGGAAUGUUAUAUUAG
Messenger RNA from Candidozyma auris, 1008 nucleotides. RefSeq lists its product as uncharacterized. The transcript has a single exon. The record is from RefSeq and is a predicted model, not a curated record. Gene Ontology annotation, cellular component: tRNA (m1A) methyltransferase complex. Lineage: Eukaryota; Fungi; Ascomycota; Pichiomycetes; Serinales; Metschnikowiaceae. Gene Ontology annotation, biological process: tRNA methylation. Bases 1 to 1008 code for a protein of 335 amino acids.